GUGUGUGGGGAAGACAGCAAGGUAUCAGCAGAAUGGCGGGCCCAGUGGUAGCACUGCUGCAGGAGCGCAGAGUAUAGGGAAGAGUUACAGUCACAACAGUAAUAUGACCACAGAGCUGUACUGUAUGAAGCUAUCAACCCGCCCCUACAGCUGCGGAUGACAAUGAGGAAGCGGAGGCUGCUCUGCUGGUGCUCACAGCUGACACCCACAGCUAGGAGGAGGAAGCAGCAGAGCCAGAGGGACCUGGGGAUCGUAUAGCACACACAGCCACUGGUACCAUCUGCCAUUCACCCCUGGCUGCGGCGCGGUAUACAGGAGGCUAUGGAUCUGAGGGGAGAUGUGCAUUUGCUGGUCUGGGUUACUGCAGCCGUCGUCCUGCUGAGUAUGCUGCUAUUCUCCACACUCCCGUUCCUGACUGACUACUUUCGGAAAUGGAAAAUAAUGAGACCAAUUCCAGGAGUGGGGCCCAAUUACCCUCUGGUUGGGGACGCUCUGCACCUGAAACCUAACGGGGGAGAUUUCUUUGUACAAAUUAUUGAAUACACGGAGUUACUGAGAAACCUUCCGCUGAUUAAACUUUGGCUUGGCCCUAUGCCCUUCUUAAUAGUGUAUCAUGCAGAAACUGUGGAGCCUAUACUGAGCACUUCAAAGCACAUGGACAAAUCAUUUGCCUAUAAAUUCCUUCAUCCUUGGCUUGGUUUGGGACUUUUAACAAGCACUGGAGAGAAAUGGCGUUCUAGGAGGAAGAUGAUAACACCAACAUUCCAUUUUGCUAUUCUUUCUGAAUUCCUGGAAGUCAUGAAUGAGCAGUCGUAUGUGUUGGUGGAGAAGCUCAAGGAUCAGGCUGGCAAAGGAUCUUUUAACUGCUUUAUGGAUGUAACACUUUGUGCUUUGGAUAUAAUAUGCGAGACGGCCAUGGGGAGGAAAAUUCAAGCACAGAGCAACAGUGAUUCUGAAUAUGUCAAAACUAUUUAUGAAAUGAGUGAUAUGAUACAUCGUCGUCAGAAGAUGCCCUGGUUGUGGCCGGACUUUGUGUAUUCUCGGCUGAGAGCUGGAAAGAGGCAUGCUAAAAACCUCAAAAUCCUCCAUUCAUUUACUGACCAGACUAUUUUAGAAAGAGCGGAAGAACUGAAGAGAAACAAAGCCAAAGCCAAACAUGAUGACAGUGAUACAGAGUCCAAGAAGCCUAAAAAAAGAAGUGCCUUCUUAGAUAUGCUCCUAAACGCAACGGACGACGCCGGCAAUACAAUGAGCCACAUGGAUAUCCGUGAAGAAGUGGAUACAUUCAUGUUUGAGGGCCAUGAUACGACGGCAGCUGCUCUAAAUUGGUCCUUGUUUUUAUUGGGUUCCCACCCAGAGGUCCAGGAGAAGGUUCACAAAGAGCUGGAUGACAAUUUUGGUAAGUCCGACCGGCCACUGACAAUGGAUGAUUUGAAGAAGCUGCGGUAUCUUGAAGCAGUUAUUAAAGAAGCACUUCGAAUCUUCCCUUCAGUCCCAUUCUUUGGAAGAACCACUACUGAAGAGUGCACCAUUAGAGGUUUUAAGAUACCGAAAGAUGUGAAUGUGGUGAUUGUGCCUUAUGCCCUGCACCGUGAUCCAGAAUAUUUUCCCGAACCCGAGGAAUUCAGGCCGGAACGGUUUCUUCCUGAGAACGCAAGUGGGCGUAACCCCUACGCAUAUAUACCUUUCUCUGCUGGACUCAGGAACUGCAUUGGCCAGCGCUUUGCUCUGAUGGAAGAAAAGGUGGUUUUAGCUGCCAUCCUGAGGAAUUUUACAGUAAAAGCAUGUCAGAAGCGUGAAGAUCUCUGCUUGCUGGGAGAACUGAUUCUUCGCCCACAAGAUGGCAUGUGGAUUGAGCUGCAGAACAGAUAACCUGACUUUGUUUCCCAAACCUUUUGACCUUACAAUCUAAUUGUAUGAACUAUAAAUAUGUCUGUAAUUGUUAUUAAUUGUAAAUAGCUUAUUAUGUAUGAAUACUGAUAGAGAGGAAUUGCAGUAUAAUAUUUUUCUGGAUGGCCUUACAAUUUCCCAUGCUACCCAAGCCUGGUAUUUUUAUUACUUCAGGAAAUAGCUGGGUUUUUCUUUUAAAGAUGCAGGACUAUUAAAAUGAAUAUGUUUUGGCUAGAAAGAAUCACACACACAUGUAGAUUAUGGGGGGUAUCCAAUAAGCCGAGGUAAAUUACCGCACUAACGGAUCCCCGGGAGCUAAUCAAUUAGCCCUGACAAAUCGGCACUUGUCCGGAAUUAUGAUUUGCAUGCCUCAGUUGCGUGAAGCAAGAUCCCCAAAAAACAGCCCUUGGAGAUCUGUUUUUUUGCAAAAACACAUGGGUCUGGGAACUUAUCCCAGAUCCCACGCGUUUUCACUGGAAAACAGGAAAUUUUUGUGCAGAAGAAAACAGGCUUUAAUUGGAUAAUCCAAUAAUGACCAUCGGGCUAAAAUCACAAUAAUAGCCUGUUUCUGUUUGCCCGAAAAAUUUGCACUGCUAAUAGGAUACCUCCUAUGAGUAUUAAGUAAAUUGGGUUUUCCCAGCCCAAAUAUUAUUUAGUGACACAUACUAGAAGUAAAUAGGAACCAUGGUUUUCCUGUCACCCAUGAGCACUCCAGUUCUCAAAACUACAGGCUAAGGCAGUGGUUCCCAGUUCUCAAAACAUCAGGCUAAGGCAGUGGUUCCCAAACUUUCUUGAAUCAUGGCACCCUAGAGUAUUAGCAUUUUGUUAUGGGACUCCCUAGGCCAAAAGUUUAUUUUUGAGAAAUUCAGCAAAGAUUAUUAAGUUAAGUCAAUUGUUCUCACCUGUCAUCCUUAGGGGCAGCUAUGUGGUGGUAGACAGGGUUGUGCUUCUGUUUGGCCACAUACAGUAGUUUAUGAUUGGCAGCCACCAGCUCUGGUUUUACAUAGACUAUAAAUAAUUUGAUUUGGUCCUGGAUCCAUCAGCUAGUGGCAACCUUGCAAGCGCCCAGCGGCACCCAGCUUGGGAACCAUUGGGCUAAGGGUAUGCUUUUGUACUGUAUAUUUACUUCCAUAACUUUCUAUGCAAUAUUUUGACUGGCGAAUAUAAAUAAAAUGCAGGUUCUCAGAAA
Pseudophryne corroboree (corroboree frog) is the source of this 3079-nucleotide messenger RNA. Its product is annotated as cytochrome P450 4V2. The coding region runs from base 322 to 1872 and encodes 516 amino acids. The record is from RefSeq and is a predicted model, not a curated record. NCBI's taxonomy places the organism in Eukaryota, Metazoa, Chordata, Amphibia, Anura, Myobatrachidae. The transcript has 11 exons. Gene Ontology annotation, molecular function: monooxygenase activity; iron ion binding; heme binding.